This is a messenger RNA of Entrophospora candida, 1020 nucleotides long. Lineage: Eukaryota; Fungi; Glomeromycota; Glomeromycetes; Entrophosporales; Entrophosporaceae. The record is from the annotation of a GenBank genome assembly.
AUGACAGACGAGAAAGAUUAUAAAAGUGUUCCUAGCUCAGUAGUUGUUGAUUUUGAUGAAAAUAAUCUACUAGAUGUAGAUGAAGUUUCUGAAACCGGCAGUAGCAGAAGUAGGUUGAAAGCAAUAGCCAAAAAAAUCAUUGCUGCCAGAAGAUUAUUAACGGGUGAAAUAAAUUUUACAAAGUUCAUUCACUUUCCAUGUAGCAUAUUUAUUUCAGAUUUUAGUGAAGGAUUUUUAGAAAAAGACCGUCCAGACAAAACAAAAGUUCGUUGGAUUAAUGUAGAUGGAAUUUCUUGGGAUGUGAUUAAAACACUUGCACUUAAAUUUGAUCUGCACCCAUUGUCAAUUGAAGAUGCUUUACAAAAUACUCAACGCACAAAACGGGAUCAAUAUCAGAACCAUAUUUAUAUCUCACUUCUACUUCAUACUCUUAAUCAUGAUGAUGUAAAGUGUGAAUUGGAAAGAGAUAAUUCAAGCAUGAUUGAAGGAAAAGAAAAUACUAAAUCUUUUAGUUAUAAUUCACGUAAAGAUUUAUUGUUACAUGGCCAUCAAGAAGGAAGUAAAUAUUUGGAAACCCAUAAAAUACUACGAAGGCAAAAAUUAAAUGUUUAUGUAGAGCAAGUAAGCAUUUUCUUGCUUAAAGAUGAAACUUUAUUAACUAUUUUUCAACAUAAUGGAAAAUCUGUUUAUAAACCUAUUCUUGCACGUAUUAAUCAACCAAAAACUUUAUUAAGAACUGCUCAUGAUGCAAGUUUAUUGAUGGAAGCUGUUAUUGAUACAAUUGUUGAUUUAACACUUGGACCUGUUCAAAGUCUUGUUACUAUAUUGAGAGAACAUGAAGAAAAAAAAGAUUUCAUAACACCACUGGCAAAAACUUAUUUUAUGGAUGUUGCUGAUCAUUGUAAUGAAAUUGUUGAUAAUUUGGAUACAAUGACAAAUAUUUCAGAGAAUUUAGUUAAUUUGGUUAAUUUUGGAAUGAAUUUCCAUACUUUCGAUGCACUUGAUUAUCCAUUAAGGUAG